GGGCACCGAGUCAACUGGCGGUCUGGCAAGACUGCGGGCAUCGAGUCAACUGGCGGGGCUGCGGGCACCGAGUCGUCUGGCAAGACUGCGGGCACCGAGUCGUCUGGCAAGACUGCGGGCACCGAGUCGUCUGGCAAGACUGCGGGCACCGAGUCGUCUGGCAAGACUGCGGGCACCGAGUCGUCUGGCGGAACAGCGGGCACCGAGUCGUCUGGCAAGACAGUGGGCUCAGAGUCAACAGGCACGACAGUGGGCACCGGGUCAUCAGGUAUCGGAUUGUCUGGCUCGACAGCGGGCAUCGGGUCACCAGGCAUCAGGUCAUUUGGCUUGCCAGCGGGCACCGCGUCAUCUGGCAAGGCAGUGGGCACCGGGUCACCAGGUAUGACAGCGGGCUCUGAGUCAAUUGGCACGACAGCGGGCACUGGAUCAGGUACCGGGAUCAUCUGGAUCAACAGCGGGCAUCGAGUCAACUGG
Messenger RNA from Staurois parvus, 474 nucleotides. The record is from the annotation of a GenBank genome assembly. NCBI's taxonomy places the organism in Eukaryota, Metazoa, Chordata, Amphibia, Anura, Ranidae.